Molecule: messenger RNA, 2430 nt
Organism: Fulvia fulva
Lineage: Eukaryota; Fungi; Ascomycota; Dothideomycetes; Mycosphaerellales; Mycosphaerellaceae
Product: putative indole-3-pyruvate monooxygenase
Exons: 5
Coding region: 1-2430 (809 amino acids)
Molecular function (GO): flavin adenine dinucleotide binding; monooxygenase activity
Source: RefSeq, a predicted model, not a curated record
AUGUCCUGCUCACCAGAUAUGUUUCCACAUCCGGUUAAGACGUACCGCUCCACGCCCUACGACCGUAUCGCACCACGAAAUGCGACAUUUGAUGGCGCUGGCAAGACGGUCGUGAUUACAGGUGGCGCUACAGGCGUUGGUCUAUCUGUAGCGAACUCCUUCGCUGAGGCUGAAACGUCACGCAUCGUGAUCAUCUCUCGCUCAGCAACUUCACAGCAGAAGGCGAGGGUGGAACUUCAGAACCGGCACCCUAAGACCAAAGUUGAGCUCUUCCAAGGCAGUAUCGACAACAUCUAUCGGAUCAAAGAGAUCUUGAAUCAAGUCGGCACGCCAGAUGUGCUGGUCCUCAGUGCAGCGACUUCGCACAAGCACGUCCCAACAAUCCAGAUCCCGGACGAUGAGAUGGAGGAGAACUGGAACAUCAACGUUCUAGCACAGUACAAGAUCGUUAUGGCACACCUCGCUAUGCCGAAGCCAGCCGGUGCUCAGAAGACCAUCGUCAACGUCAGCUCUGCUUGCGGGCAACUCAUUGUCCCCGGCCUGACAGGCUAUGGCCCGUCCAAGGCUGCUUUCACGCAGAUGGUAUCUCAUCUGGCGGCUGAGUACACCCCAGAGAAGGACGGAGUGCGUAUGUUAAACUUCCACCCAGUACGGGACAAGAAUGCCGACGCCGACAAGAUCGCCACAAUCGUUGUAGACACAUUGGAUACCUGCCUCGCCAAGGAGGACUACGAAGGCGUCUCCAGGCUCGUCCUCAAGGACGGGCACUGGCGUGAUCAUUUAGCAUCGUCUCUCGACUUCCGGACCGUCAAAGGCGCCUCGAAUGUCAUAUUCUUCCUACAAGACAAUUCCGCGGUCGAGGAAAUCAUCAUCGAGCGCGACACAGACUUCCGCAAACCUCAUUUCGGACCGCUUAAUCUAAAUGGCGAUCCCGAAAACAUUACAUUUCACGUCAGUUUCCGCGCAAGCCAUGGAACAGGACGAGGUGUCUUCCGUUUGCUAGAUGAAGGCACAGGAUGGGUGAUCUCCACUGUCUUCCUGUCGUUGCAGGAACUUGGAGGAGAUCAGGAACCAGAAGGAACGAAGAGACCUGAUGGACCCUUCGAUGAUGAGGAGAAGAAAAUCCGAAACUGGCAGGAUCGACGGACGGAGGCGAAUGAGUUCAAGGAGAGGGACCCGGCUGCGUUGGUUGUGGGCGCAGGUCAGGCUGGUCUCAUGGCAUCAGCGCGGCUGAAGAUGCUUGGUGUCGAUACGCUUGCAAUUGAUACCAAUGACCGCGUUGGAGAGAAUUGGAGGAGACGAUACCAUUCGCUUGUGCUUCAUGACCCAGUGUACUUCGACCAGAUGCCGUACAUGCCGUUCCCGAAGUCAUGGCCAUUGUACACGCCCAAGGAUAAGCUGGCUGACUGGUCCGAGGCGUAUGCUAGCACACUGGAAUUGAAUAUCUGGACUAAGACGAAGCUCGUGUCCUCGCAAUGGGAUAAAGGCGAGUCGAAGUGGACUGUAGAGCUCGAGCGAACCCAAAGUGAUGGUAAGACCGAAAAGAGAACGAUUCGUCCUUGGCACAUAGUGCAGUGUACAGGCCACUCCGGUAAGAAACUGGUUCCUGAAAUCAAGGGUAUGGAUAGCUUCAAAGGUGAUGUACUAUGCCACUCGUCGGAUUACACCGGUGUGUCGCAAGAGGGUCACGACAUCUAUCGCGACUACUACGAACAUGGCUAUGCCGUCAAAAUGGUUCAACGAUCCUCAACCUGCGUCGUCACCAGCUCCAGCAUAACCAACGUCGGCCUCGCCGACGCAGAUCUCUGGCUCUGGGGAAUGCCACCUGAACUCUUCAAAGCGCAGCAAAGCAAAGUCUCUGGCUUGCAGAAAGAUACCGACUCUGAGAUCCUGAAGGGCUUGGAGAAAGCCGGCUUCAAAUGCGACGAUGGUACAGACGACAGCGGGUUGUUUGUAAAGUAUCUUCAACGCAGCGGGGGCUACUACAUCGACGUCGGCGCCUCCCAAAUGAUCGCAGACGGCAAGAUCAAAGUCAAACACGGCCAGGAAAUCACCGAGAUCACAGCGCACGGGCUCAGCUUCGCAGACGGCACGAGUCUUGAAGCUGACGAGAUUGUCUUCGCCACUGGGUAUCAGAAUAUGCGUUCUCAAGCUCGUAUCACGGUCGGAGAUGAAGUCACGGAUCGUGUAGGAGAUGUGCGGGGUCUCGACAAGGAGGGCGAGUUCAGGACGAUAUAUCGGCGUAGUGGACACCCUGGGUUCUGGUUUUUUGGUGGGAAUUUCCCGUUGUGUAGGUACUAUUCGAGGCUGCUGGCACUGCAGAUUAAGGCUAUUGACACGGGGGUUGGAGCGCGGGAGAGUGGACAUUAUAAGGUGAGAGAGGGAGGAGGAUCGAAGCCGUCGGAUGAUGAGGUACUGGUGCUAAAUUAG